AACUACUCCUCGGAGCCUUAGUUAGAGCUGUCCUCCAACCUGGCCCUCAUUUCACCUUGACCUGACCUCGUGUUUCACUUCAACCUUCAAUUCUCCCAUCCCUCUCAAUGAUAAUACCUUUUCCUCCCCCUCCCUUCGGGUCUCUCAUCAUCCGUCGUGUCCCAUUCCUUCGUCAAGCCUCAAGUCGGCCCCUCCUAGCCACCAAUUAGGGUCACCGUUGAUUGAAACCCCCCUAUCCUCGGCUCACCCUCCCGGUCGAAGGAGCCAGCCGUUGCCCUCUCCCAGCUGCAGACGGUCACAAUUGAGCAAACGGCAUUUCUUAUCCGGCCUGGUACUCAGGAUAAACCUCAGCUGCUAAAGACAUCCCCGAUUGGCCCCGACCGACCAUGGCCGACUGAUCAACAAGUUAGCUUUCACAACGCCCACUCCGCCAGCAUCAGGGGCACUCCGCGGCGCUGGGUUAAAGGAAGGCCUGCAUUGGCGCCCCCAGCCUAAGCAAAGAACCAAACCAUCGUUUAACAUCACUUCCCACCUCUUUCUCUUGCCUGCUACCUCGCUCAACACAUACACGAGUCAAGAUCGCCCUUGUUUCUGAGUGCCGGCUUUGCGGGUUUGGCUUCUCGGUAAGCUCGUCUUGUCGACGUCAGCAGACGCUCCUACGUGAGAUAGGGUCUCAGCCUCUUCGACUCCUGGAUCAAUUCGGAAAAACUGUAUUCGGCCUCACGAGCCAUCACCUAUCUGAUCCAGUCAUGAAUUAAAGGAUCCUGAAUCUGCCACCUGCGGUCCACGCAGGACGAUUUUCAGGAACAAAACAGAGCUCAUCAAGCAAAUUCGAUCACAACAAAGUCUCUCAGCCUAAUUCGGCCCCACCAGAUUGCCACCCGUGUCUGUCGCCCUGGCAUUUCAUUGUUCAUCAAGAGGAGAUGACAUUUUGUCCAGAACCAUUACCUUUUCACAGUUUGUCCGGUCCUUUUCCUCCUCAGCAAAAUCCACGUCCGCGUUUGCGGUUCCAGCCCGAUAGUCAACAUUCUCUCACGUACGAAUAUUUUCCUGAACUUCCGUACAAUCAACACUACGGCUAUCCGACGCCGGCUGCAUCGAAUCGCACGGCCUCUGCAAUGGCGACUCCAGACGUUGACGAAAUGGAGCAAUUCCAACAACUCUCCGACCAGUAUCAGCCAAACCUGCCUGGACCAUUGAUAGGAAGUAAAAAACCACUAUCUGACCUCGUGACCGAAUACGCACAAGCUGAUUCAACAUACGUGGUCAAGACAAGGGCUCUCGAAGCAACUCAUUCCGCAUAUCGACAGGUCAAAGGUGACGGGCAAUGCGGCUGGCGAGGUGCUGUCUUCGGCUAUUUCGAGAUCCUGCUCCGAUCUGGAGAUCCCAGUUUGAUCACCCAAGAGUUGGUUCGACUCCGAAGCUUUGAGCAGACUAUGCGCAGCGUUGGCAUUGACUACGAUAUCAUAAUCGACAUGUUUGACUUUACUUGGGAGCUCUUUGACGCUCUCAAGUCUGCUGUCGAGCGGGGCGAUACCAAUGAGGCUGUGUUGCUUGAUUCACUCAAUGACGAGAAUAUAUCGAAUUCGAUUGUCUAUCAUUUCAAGAUGAUGACAAGCUCCUUCAUGCAACUUCAACCGGACCGAUACGAAGCAUUCCUGGAAAUGCCAGUUCAGCAAUAUUGUUUGACCAGGAUCGAUCCUGCAAACCAAGAGAUUGAUCAUGUUGGGCUUCAAGCAUUGACGGAUGCCGUCAUUGCGCCUGCAUACAUCGCGCUUGAAGUGGCAUAUUUGGACAGAAGCACCGGCGAUGAAGUGACUUCAUAUCAUUUCGUGGACAAUGCGAAAGGGUGGCCCACAAUUCGACUGAUAUAUCGGCCCGGUCAUUACGAUAUCAUUUACAAAGAGGAUCAGAUGCCUGCCCAAGGGCCGCAGCGGUUGCAGGUGUACCUGCAGACGGACACUCCUCAAUACAUCACCCCUCAACGGCCUGAGGUCUUCAAGUCUGAAGACCCUCAAGCUCUUGACGAACUAUCUUUCAUGUUCCCGCACGCUACACAGGCCAUGACAGAUUCGUCACUGUCGUUUUCGAGCAACGGCGUCUUCUCGCCUCGGUUCCAGAGUCCACCGGCCUUGAUUUAUGCACAGUCGAAUUCGGCACAAGGGUCAUACUUCCCACAUAUGCCGCCCAAUACUUUUCAUGCGAUACCACCUCCGCAGCACCAGACACAACAGGCAGCACCACCUCCUCCAGUCAGAACCCACUCCCUCCCACAACGAAGCUAUUCUUCGACGAUGCUGCAGCUAACGCCGCAAAUCUCGCCUUCGCCACAAUCUCCCCAGCCCCCGUCUCCGGCAACUCCUAAUUCUGCCGUCACUAAACCAGUCGUCAUGCCCAACUCGAAGCCAAAUGAGCCCCAGAUCAGAUACAACGAGAAUUGUUUCAAUUACAGUCUCCAGGGCAACAAAAGCAUUCCGCUGGAUCCAGCUUCGUUUGGCAGUUCGGCCUUGAGCCCCGCACAUUUUGCCAAUUCGGCCUUUCAACCGUUGAUAUGGAAUGCGGAGGAGGAAUACGGCAAGCGUGACUGAAUCAGCCUCUGUCCGAAUUGGCAGCACAGCUGGCCCUCACCCAAUGAUCAGGCGGCGCUCUGGAUUUUUUCUCCGGCGCCGGACAAUCCACGUCAAAUGCAUCAACCAAAACGUGUGCAAAUAAUUUCCUAUGCAAAUCGGGGGCAACAAUUCGACCAUGCAAUUAGUCCUAUGAACAUCGAAGCAUUUCCCUGGCGAACCGGAGCAACGGCUUUUCUGAUAUGAGCAUACCAGAUGCACAGCAAUAUGGGGGGAGAAAUCCACCGGUCUUUACUGAAGCAUGGCAGUCGUUUUCAUAUCCUUUUUCAUUCCUGUAUGACACCAAACCGUCACGACUGUCAUUACCGCUGUAUAACUAAUCACGAAUCCGGUCCUGAUAGAACCAGGAGGUGGGGAGAGCCGAGCUGUCCUUUCGAGCCCGGUGGAUCGGUUCAAAGUCUUUACGAGCAAGAACAACAACGGGAGAAAAAAGAGAAAACAGACUCGACAAGAAAACCCAACGGGACCGUUGCCACAAGGCUGCGGCUGUGAGCAUAGGCCCAAGGCGCAGGAAAGGCAAGGCAAGGCGAGGCGAGGCGAGCAGAGACAAAGUGGGGGUCUGAUUUGGCGCUUGCAAGCGCCCGAGUGUUUGUGAAAGGGCAUCCCCUUUUGAUCCUCGAAUCUUUUGCUUUGUGUUCUGCUUUUUUCUUUCUUUAACGGCAAUGAAAUAAUGUCUUACACUCCGAUUGCGCGAAAAGGGAGCGUAUACCUGGGUGUCUACGGAGGACACGCUCGGCUUGAACUUCAGGAUUGACACAGCCGGGCUCGCACGACGUAACGUAAGAUUGAUUGUCCAGCUGGCGUAGUGGUGGCGCCAUCACCGUCGUUGUCCUUGACCGAUCUCUGACGCGUACGGCCAUCUCUAUUCUAUGGAAGAUGCCACGGAGGGAAAGACAAGCGCCUCUGGCUGUUAGCCUGUGCUAGCAAACGCCAUCGUCUCGGGGUCGACGCUGCAAUGUGGUUGGUCUCAUUGGUGUGUCCGGGGCUGGGGAGGUCAAGGACGGACGGGGGCUGCAGACCAUCUAUCUGCCCUUUUUGGACCCAUUUUCACCAGCCAGUUCAAAGAAUAUCCG
Cladophialophora immunda is the source of this 3700-nucleotide messenger RNA. RefSeq lists its product as uncharacterized. The transcript has 7 exons. Lineage: Eukaryota; Fungi; Ascomycota; Eurotiomycetes; Chaetothyriales; Herpotrichiellaceae. The record is from RefSeq and is a predicted model, not a curated record. Gene Ontology annotation, cellular component: nucleus. Gene Ontology annotation, biological process: protein K48-linked deubiquitination. The coding region runs from base 924 to 2588 and encodes 554 amino acids. Gene Ontology annotation, molecular function: cysteine-type deubiquitinase activity; ubiquitin binding.